Gossypium raimondii (Peruvian cotton) is the source of this 1455-nucleotide messenger RNA. RefSeq names its product U-box domain-containing protein 21. The coding region runs from base 85 to 1371 and encodes 428 amino acids. NCBI's taxonomy places the organism in Eukaryota, Viridiplantae, Streptophyta, Magnoliopsida, Malvales, Malvaceae. The record is from RefSeq and is a predicted model, not a curated record. Gene Ontology annotation, biological process: protein ubiquitination. Gene Ontology annotation, molecular function: ubiquitin protein ligase activity. The transcript has a single exon.
CACAGAAAUAAAAACCAAAAACUAACCCAUUUCUCAAAAUUCGUUCACGUUUGAUAGUCUGAAAUCAGAUUUCAAGCUUUAGCAAUGGUUUUCAGUUGGAGAAAGAAGAAACCCAGAAGCUUUAAUGGCGAUCAAAAGAAAGAGCUUGAGAUUCCAAGGCAUUUUCUUUGUCCAAUAACACUUGAUCUUAUGAAAGAUCCAGUCACAUUAUCUUCUGGGAUUACUUAUGAUCGUGAAAGUAUCGAAAAAUGGCUUGAUGAUGGGAAUUUCACAUGCCCUGUUUCGAAUCAAGUUCUUAGAAGCUUCGAUCAAAUACCCAAUCAUUCGUUAAGGAAAAUGAUUCAAGAAUGGUGUGUUGAGAAUCGGAGUUACGGCGUUGAAAGGAUACCGACACCGCGGAUUCCUGUGAGUUCGGCGGAGGUCUCGGAGGUUCUGUUUUCGAUUAUGGAUUCAACGCGACGGUUGGAUCGGUGUGCUUGUCUCGAUUCUUUGCAUAAGUUAAAAAAAUGGGGUUUGGAAAGUGAACGGAACAAGAGGUGCAUUGUGGCUAACGCCGCCGCUGCCGGAGCUAUCGCCGCCGCGUUCGACGCAUUCGCCGGUGAGUCUGUUGAUAAGAACAUCAACGUGUUGGAAGAGAUAUUGUUUGUUAUAAACUGGAUGUUCCCACUUACCGAACAAGCUCAACGGUACAUCGGAUCACAAGCUUCAUUACAUUGCAUUGCUCUGUUUUUAAAAUCCGAAGACUUAUCAUUGAAACAGAACGCCAUUACCGUCCUCGCAGAGCUUUUGUCUUGUAACCAAAAAUACACCCAAGCAUUGACAACCAUUGAUGGAAUCAACAAAACCCUUUUUCAUUUCAUUGAUAACCCAAUUUGUCCUUCCAUUACCAAACCAUCUCUCACUUUGAUUUACGACAUGGUUUCACUUUCAAAUGAAAACACCACAACAGAGUUCAUCAACAUGGGCUUAAUCCCUUUACUUUUAGAAAUCAUGAUCGAUUCCCAAAAAGCAAUAUGUGAAAAGGCAUUAGCCCUUAUAGACCAGCUUUGUGAGACAGAACAGGGAAGGGGAUUUGCUUACGAUGACGCUCUUGCAAUGCCGGUUUUAGUGAAGAAGAUAUUACGAGUUUCAGAACUGGCAACAGAGUACUCUGUUUCGGCCAUUUGGAAACUGAGUAAAGGUGACGAAAAGGCUUUAAUGGAAGCUCUUCAAUUCGGUGCAUUUCAAAAGCUUUUGCUGCUUAUACAAGUGGGGUGUAAUGAUAAAACCAAAGAGAAAGCUACUGAGCUUUUGAAGUUGUUGAAUCCUUAUAGGCCUGGAUUGGAAUGCAUUGAUUCUUUGGAUUUUAAGAACAUCAAGAGAUCUUUUUGAAAUUUUCAUUUAUUUUAAUGUAAAAUUCUUUAUUCUUUUAAAAAUCUAAGCUAAUACGAUUCAUCAUUUGUUUAGGGGUUUCAA